UCUGUCGCUCCGAGUCCGGGGGGGACGACUGCGAGAGGAGGAGGAGGAGGGGGGGUGGAGUAGUGCUGCUCGGGGCCUCGCGAGGACUUGGCGGCCAAGAGCCACCGACUUGAACCCCCCCAGCCUUCCACGAAGCCUUGGGAUUCGAGGCAGCGUCGUCGGACUCACGAACCCCCCCCCCCCCCCAUCCGCCAAAUCAGCAUUGAAACCCCGCAAGCAGUCGGACCCUAAAGGCAGGAAGCGGCUGGGUUUCAGAGCUCUGAGCCACGGGCCUUGAGCCCGGAGCCAGGAUAUACCCCCCCAGCCAAGUAAAGACCCGCUCUCGGGAAAAUAUAAGGGGAGAAGGGAGGCAGAGGGGUGGACCGCCGAGGUCGUGAUCUCCAUGGCGGAGCAGGAACGAGACGAGCUGCCCGGGAAGGAACAGAAGCAGAAGGAGGACGAACAGGAGAUGGAGGAGAUGGAGGCGGAGAGUGGCUCCGAGGCCGGCUCCGCGGGGCCCGCACCGGGGCCCGGCACCGACUCCGACUCGGAGUCCGAGACGGACGAAAGUGAGAAGGAGGCGGAGGUGCAGCGGCUCGAGGAGCAGCUCUCCAUCAACGCCCACGACUACAACUGCCACACGGACCUCAUCAAGCUGCUGCAGCAGCUCGGGGAGCUCGAGAGGCUGGCCAAGGCACGGCAGAAGAUGAGCGAGCUCUUCCCGCUCACCGAGGAGCUGUGGCUGGACUGGCUCAAGGACGAGAUCCGCAUGGGCACAGACGAGGCGGAGCGAGACCGGGUGUCAAGCCUGUUCGAGAGGGCCGUGAAGGACUACCUGUGUCCGGAGAUCUGGCUGGAGUACGCGCAGUACUCGAUCGGCGGCAUGGGCCAGGCGGGCGGGGUGGAGCGAGUGCGCGCCGUGUUCGAGCGAGCACUCACCGCCGUCGGCCUCCACGUCACCAAGGGCAGCGCCGUGUGGGACGCCUACCGCGAGUUCGAGAACGCCGUGCUCGGCAUGAUGCAGCCGGUGCUGGGCGUUGUGCUGAGCGCCGUGCAGCAGGAGCAGCUGAAGGCGCAGACGGAGCGCCUGAACACCCUGUUCCGACGCCAGCUGUCUCUGCCUCUCAUGGACAUGGAGGCGUGCUUCACGGAGUACGAGGAGUGGCUGGAGAGCCCCGUGGAGGCCUCUGUGAGGCAGGCGUAUGGCAAGGCACUGAAGCAGCUGGAGAAGUACAAGUCCUUCGAGAACGCCCUGCUGGUGGCAGAGCCCCCGAAGAUGGCGGAGUACCAGGCCUACAUCGAGUGCGAGCUGAAGGAGGGCGACCCGGCGCGCGUGCAGCUCGUGUUUGAGCGAGCGCUCGCCGACAACUGCCUGGUGCCCGACCUCUGGGCGCAGUACACCAAGUACCUCGACAUGCAGCUCAAGAUGAAGGAGGUGGUGCUGCCUGCUCACCGCCGCGCCACCAGGAACUGCCCCUGGGCCACGAGCCUGUGGAAGUCCUACCUGCUGGCUCUGGAGCGGCAUCACGCGGAGCACGACACAGUGCGCGAGGUGUUCGACAAGGCGCUCGAGUCGGGCUUCAUGCAGGCCACCGACUACACGGAGCUCUGGCAGACCUACAUUGACUACCUGCGACGGCGCGUCGACUUCACGCAAGGUUCGAGCCAGGAGCUGGAGGAGCUGCGGAUGACCUUCCAUCGCGCAGUGGAGAGCAUCCGGCAGGAGGUGGCGCAGCGCUGUGCGGAGGGAGGGGAUUCCUCGAGCGCCAUCCUGCAGCACUGGGCCAGGAUAGAGGCGAACCACUGCCACAACGUGCAGAAGGCGCGCGAGCUCUGGGACCAGGUGAUGUCGCAGGGGAACGCCAAGUACGGCAACAUGUGGCUCGAGUAUUACCACCUGGAGAGGGCAUUUGGCGACGUGCAGCACGCACGCAGGGCGCUGCACCGUGCCGUGCAGUGCACCAGCGACUACCCGGAGCACAUCUGUGAGGCGCUGCUCACCUUCGAGAGGGAGGAGGGCACGCUGGAGGACUGGGACGCCGCCUGCCAGAAGAUCGAGACCAAGCUGAAGCGCGUGAGCGAGCAGAGGGCCAAGGCUGCGGAGAAGGAGGCGCAGAGGCAGAGGCAGGAGGAGGAGCGCACGAAAGCCAAGCUGGAGAGCAAGGGAGGCAAGAAGUCCCAGAAGAAGGAGCAGCACGUCUUCUCGGGCAAGCGCAAGGCUGAGCCCGAGUGGGGCCACGAAGCCGCCCAGGCGAGCAAGCGCAUCCGCGAGGAGGCGGGCGGCGGCGUCCCGUGGGAGGAGGACGACGACGAGGACGAAGAGUCGAAGGGCCGCGACGCGGGCGCCAUGGUGCACGCCAGCCUGGGCCUCUUCGGGUGCGCCCCCCCGUCGGCCGCCGGCAGGGCGUCCGGCCCGGGGUCCUCGGCGAGGCCCGGCCCGUCGCGCGCCGCUCCCGGCUUCCCCAAGGGCAAGGCGGAGAAGAAGGGCAAGGCGGCCGAGCAAGCUCCCACCACCACCAAGUUCACCCCGGGCGCGGAGUCGUGCACGGUGUUCGUGAGCAACAUGGCUUACUCCCUGGCGGACCCCAACGCUCGCUUGCGUGAGGCACUGGCGCCGUGCGGAACCAUCGCGGAAGUGCGCCCAGUCUACUCGCACUCCCACCACUUCCGCGGCUACUGCUACUGUGCAGUUCGACACGAGGAGGGGGCGCGCGGGGCGCUCGCCAUGGACCGCACGUCGAUCGACGGACGGCCCAUGUUCAUCAGCCCCUGCGUGGACAAGACCAAGCAGCAGGAGCAGCAGCCCAACAAGGCGUUCAAGUACAGCACAGACCUGGAGAAGCACAAGCUGUUCGUGUCGGGCCUCCCGUUCUCCUGCACCAAGGGCGAGCUCGAGGAGAUGUUCGGGAAGCACGGCAGCAUCCGCGAGACGAGGAUGGUCACGACGCGCGCCGGGAAGUUCAAGGGCCUGGCGUACAUCGAGUACGAGACCGUGAGCCAAGCGGCGCAGGCCGUGCUCAACCUCAACGGCACCACGGUGAGGGACAGCGUCGUCAGCGUGGCCAUCAGCAACCCACCGGCGCGGCGCCGCGCCGACCAGCAGCAGCAGCAGCAGCCAGCGAUGCCACCGCGCAGCGUGUACGGAGCGAGGGGCAAGGGCCGCACGCAGCUGGCGCUCGUUCCCCGCGCUCUGCAACGGCGGAACGCGGGCGGCAGCAAGUCCCAGAACGGCACGGCGGCGGCGGGGGCGCCGGCAGCGGGACGCGCUGGACGGGGCCGGCGACGCGGCGGCCGGCGGCGACGCCACGCCCGCCGCCGCCGGGCCCAUGAUGAGCAACGCCGACUUUGCACGGAUGCUGCUGAGGAAGUGAGAGGAGGAGGAGCCACCCCUCGGCGUUUGCCGCCGGCGCUUCCCCCCCCCCCCCCCCCCCCCCACCACCGGCGUGGCAGCCGUUCGCAGAUUUUUGUUUCAGUCGCCCUGCCCGAUCCAAAAACGGCGAAUCCGUUUCGUCGGCGGAUAAUGUUUAUCGUUCAAAUCAUUCCCUUUCGACCGUCCUCGAGAGUUCGUGUUGCGUGCGUACACACGAGGGGCGGCGGAAGAGUCCACGGCUCGCGUUUACCUGGGAGUUGCCACGCACUCCUCCGUCGCCCCUUGUCACACGGAAGCGAUGUGGCAGAAAGGUGGGAGGGAUUUCAAGGUGAAGGUGGCGUUAGCGCGGCGUUGGCCCCGGUGACCCGAUGACCUAUUUGUAUUUGCUUAUAAUCGGGCCAAGUGGUGUUAUCGUCAACGUGCCGUUGGCAAUACGAGCUGUACUUGCAAGUGGUCGGCCUACGGAACAUCUGGCCACCACCAUCAUGGGGUUGUGAAGUCUCCGCUGGCUCGCCACUGCUGCCAAUGGAGAGGAGCCACCCACCCGAGAACACAUUUUAUUCCAACUCCGAGAAUCAACUUAUCAGUUGUACUGCCGUGCGAUCAACGUUACCAUAUUCUGAGCGCGUGAGGGUGCUGCUGCCCUCCUCGACUGAGCCGCACCAGAAAUCGCUUGGAACAGAUCUCAGAUCGCGGGAACUCUGCGAUAUCCCGCUUGCGUGCGCCGUUCUCCAACGCGAAGGGUCACCGACCGCUUUUGCGAAAUUAGGAGCGAGCAGAUACGUUUUCUCGCGGGUAAGUGCAGUUGAGAUUUUAUAUUCUUGAGAAAAGAAAAAAAAAAAUUCUUGGGUGCUUGACAACACUCCCUCACCUUGCAAACUCACCUUCCACCGCCCCACACGCUUACCCCCCCCCCCCCCCCCCCCUCUGCGCGCCAUUCGCUUUUCUACAGCAACAGAGACCUCCCCCGCCCCUUUUUGUAUGCGUUGUGUGUACCUUGAGCCGGGGUGAAUUUUUUGUUCCGUUGUUUCAAUUGUGAUUCCAACCCCGAGCCGUUGCCGUUGGGAGGUGUUCUUUGUGAUGUUCACGUUCAUCUUUAUUUUUAAGUUUUAUCCAUUGUGGGGAAGGGGGGGGGGGGGGAAGAGUUUGAUUUUUUUUUUCUUUCACACAUAGUUUCCUGUGUGGUUUCGCCUUCCGCAAGUUGGGGCGCCCCUUGUAGCACUCGCUGAUAGUGCUUCAAACCCCCCCCCCCUACCCAACCACACCCCCAUUUCUCAUUUGGUUUCUCGAGAAACGGAGAAAACCAUAAUCGAUGUGAAUCCUUCGAGACAUGUAAGGUUUCUAAAUAUCUGCGGAUGUAAUUGUCGAGUCUUCAUGUACGAGUCAUUUAGUGUUGAGCAAUAGUCAUUUUGAAUACUGGUUUGUGACGUUUUUAUUUAAUAUUUGAUAUGCCGUUCAAUAGCUAGUGUGCCCACAGCCAUUGCGUGGGGAGCUUGUGGUUUCUGAUGUGGUUUGUUAGGGACAUUACGUCUGCAUAUCCAGGCACGUAACGACGAUGCACCUGUUAAAUCGAUCCUCGCGCUCACGGUACGAGCAUCAUUUCGCACCUCCGAUUAGCACGGGUGGCUACGUGCGGUGCAAAAGAAGUUGCACCUGUAUGCAUCAUUGGGUCGUUUGCAUAGCCAUCAACUAUUUACAAUGCAUGGAAAUUACAUGCAGAUGAUGUUAAUUUGAAGAGCUUGCAUUUUCGUGAAAUACUUCUCUGGGGCUCAGGCUCAGAUAGCUCCGGCCGAAAUUAAAUCCUGCUUUUUUGACCAAGUUUCCAAAACGUGUGCCGACCCAGUCAGAGAGAAGCUAAACAAGGCUUCGAAGCCUCGAUACCGCUCAGAUGGGAGACCAUCACGCACACACGACGGACGCAGUCUGUGUUGUGGUCAGCAGAGAGCAGUGCAGCGAAUCCACUAUUCUGUACUCGCCACGCAGUGCGUCGUGAUGCCCUCGUCCGGCAGUGCAUUGUCAAACAUGGCAUUUAUAUUACCUCCUCGAUAGGUUACCGUUGCAUUUCGGCUCCAACUUACAAACGACAGGGGGAAGAAAACAAUAACCCACGGUGUACUGUAUAAACGAUACAGUAAAAAUACUAAAUUGUUGAAGAUAAUCGCAGUCUCAAAUUGUGGCAAACCCCUGACCUCGUGGUGCGCCAGGUGUGUCCGUUACAUGCCUGAUAUUUACACCUCUCUGUAUCCAGUAAAACUCCAUAAAACUGGUCUUAUAUUGAACAAAAAGAGUGAAUAAAACGUACCAUUUGUA
Messenger RNA from Lethenteron reissneri (Far Eastern brook lamprey), 5659 nucleotides. It is a transcript of the gene SART3, whose product is annotated as spliceosome associated factor 3, U4/U6 recycling protein. Gene Ontology annotation, molecular function: protein binding; RNA binding. The record is from RefSeq and is a predicted model, not a curated record. NCBI's taxonomy places the organism in Eukaryota, Metazoa, Chordata, Hyperoartia, Petromyzontiformes, Petromyzontidae. Gene Ontology annotation, biological process: RNA processing.